Messenger RNA from Pteronotus mesoamericanus, 3658 nucleotides. It is a transcript of the gene DGKE, whose product is annotated as diacylglycerol kinase epsilon. Gene Ontology annotation, molecular function: ATP-dependent diacylglycerol kinase activity. Bases 133 to 1827 code for a protein of 564 amino acids. NCBI's taxonomy places the organism in Eukaryota, Metazoa, Chordata, Mammalia, Chiroptera, Mormoopidae. The transcript is spliced from 13 exons. The record is from RefSeq and is a predicted model, not a curated record.
GACGUAGGCGCCCCUGGCAGAUCGGAAAUCGGGCUUUUGCUCGAGGCUGCGCCCAGGCGGGAGGGCGGCUCAGGCCUGGCCCCCUGGAACCGCGCCCCCGCAGCACACGAGUAGGAAUCGUCCUUGGAGAAGAUGGAAGGGGAGAAGCAGCCGGAGCCCUACACGGGCCUAUUUGCUGACGGGCACCUGAUCCUAUGGACUCUGUGCUCGGUGCUGCUGCCGGUGUUCAUCACCUUCUGGUGCAGCCUUCAGCGGUCCCGCCGGCAGCUGCACCGCAGGGACAUCUUCCGCAAGAGCAAGCACGGCUGGCGGGACACGGACCUGUUCAGCCAUCCCACCUACUGCUGCGUGUGCGCGCAGCACAUCCUGCAGGGGGCCUUCUGCGACUGCUGCGGACUGCGCGUCGACGAGGGCUGCCUCAAGAAGGCCGACAAGCGCUUCCAGUGCAAGGAGAUCAUGCUCAAGAACGACGGCAGGGCCCUGGACAGCAUGCCUCACCACUGGAUCCGGGGCAACGUCCCCCUGUGCAGUUACUGUGUGGUUUGCAAGCAGCAGUGCGGCAGUCAGCCGAAGCUCUGCGAUUACAGGUGCAUUUGGUGUCAGAAAACAGUCCAUGAUGAGUGUAUGAAAAAUAGCCUAAAGAAUGAAAAGUGUGAUUUUGGAGAAUUCAAAAACCUCAUCAUUCCACCAAGUUACUUAACCUCUAUUAAUCAGAUGCGUAAAGACAAAAAAACAGGUUAUGCAAUGCUAGCCUCUAAGCUUGGAAAGCAGUGGACUCCAUUAAUAAUCCUGGCCAACUCUCGCAGUGGAACUAACAUGGGAGAAGGACUGUUGGGAGAAUUCAGGAUUCUUCUAAACCCAGUCCAGGUUUUUGAUGUAACUAAAACUCCUCCGAUCAAAGCCCUGCAACUUUGUACGCUUCUUCCUCAUUACUCAGCUCGAGUGCUUGUUUGUGGAGGGGACGGGACUGUGGGCUGGGUCCUGGACGCAGUUGAUGAAAUGAAGAUCAAGGGACAAGAAAAAUACAUUCCACAGGUUGCGGUCCUGCCUCUGGGAACAGGCAACGACCUAUCCAAUACUCUGGGCUGGGGUACAGGUUAUGCAGGAGAAAUCCCAGUUGCACAGGUCUUAAGAAAUGUGAUGGAAGCAGAUGCAAUAAAGUUGGACAGAUGGAAAGUUCAAAUAACAAAUAAAGGAUAUUACAACCUGAGAAAACCCAAGGAAUUCACAAUGAACAACUAUUUUUCUGUGGGACCAGAUGCUCUCAUGGCUCUCAAUUUUCAUGCUCAUCGUGAGAAGGCACCAUCUCUGUUUUCUAGCAGAAUUCUUAAUAAGGCUGUUUACUUAUUCUACGGAACCAAAGAUUGUUUAGUGCAAGAAUGUAAAGACUUAAAUAAAAAAGUUGAGCUAGAACUGGAUGGUGAGCGAGUAGAACUGCCUAAUCUGGAAGGUAUUAUAGUUCUGAACAUUGGAUACUGGGGCGGCGGCUGCAGACUGUGGGAAGGGAUGGGAGAUGAGACUUACCCCCUAGCCAGACAUGAUGAUGGUUUGUUGGAAGUCGUUGGUGUAUAUGGGUCUUUCCACUGUGCUCAGAUUCAAGUGAAACUGGCAAAUCCUUUUCGAAUAGGACAAGCACAUACAGUGCGGCUGAUUUUGAAGUGCUCGAUGAUGCCGAUGCAGGUGGACGGGGAGCCCUGGGCCCAAGGGCCCUGCACUGUCACCAUAACUCACAAGACGCACGCACUGAUGUUGUAUUUCUCUGGAGAACAAACAGAUGAUGACAUCUCUAGUACUUCGGAUCAGGAGGACGCGAAGGAAGCCGAGUAGCUGGCUGAGGAAAUGAAAACUUACAAUGGAAUCCUCACAAACACGCCUAUCUCCUGCCUCUCAACUUCUGAUCUGCAGGCUGUCUACAGCCAUAAGAACCAGCUGGGAGCACACCGCAAGUAUGAAGGCGUAGGCCAUCAGCACUUGACUUCAUGAAUCCAUGUCUGGAGAUGGACCAGAGGCACCUCCGGCUUCAUCUGUAAGCACCUCAGGUGCUUCUGAUGUGCACUGAAAUUUUAAAGCCACUGGUCUACCUCAUGCUCACCCAGGACUUUGCCAGAUGAAUAUAAUUCAGCAAAAUUGAAUUAGUUGGAUGUUCUCAAAGCUGUUUUUUCUUCAUGAACUGUACUCUUCCCCAAAAAUCUGUCUUUUAAAGGAACUCUUUGGAAAAACUUGCCCGUAGCCUAUCCAAAUUGAUGUAUUUCUUUCAACUCUAUUACAUAAAAAUUGGUGGCCUCAGAUUCUUUUGCAGAACCACGGGGUGUGAACCAUGUACGAUUGGAGUCUUGGAGGACAGGCAGUGCUUCGGGGGCCAGCAGAGCGGAUGCCCAGCGACUCCUGCGUCCUCGCUUCAGUCAGUGCCGCCCCAUGCUGGUCCCGAUAAGACUUCAGUAAAUAAAAUACUUCUUUUCAAAAAGAGAUUCCACCCUUUUUCAAAGGAUUUGGUUACUACUACUAUAAUGACGAUCACAUGGGUAAUUAUCUACUGAUUUUUACGAAUUCAGAAACCUCAUAUGUUUUGGUGAAAAUAUUUUGGAGGUCUCCGUUGCUGUUUGGAAUAUGGUCACUUGGCUAUUUCACAAGUUUUAAAGGCAUUUUGUUGAGCCUCUGUUCCUCAUAUUUCUAACCUUAGUAAAGUGUAGAAAUGGUCUCUGUAUUUAGUUAAUUUUAGUUACGUAGGUAUGUGCGCACGGGUUCACCCCCAGGCCCUGACUGAAGUCAGUGCACAAGGCUUGCAGGUCUCGAAAAGGUACAUUCCAAGGGUCUGGAGAAAGAGUUUUUUUAAAAGGCACCUUCUAAUACAGACGUUGAAAUGUAUCGUAGACGUGGGACACUUACUCAAUCACUGCAAGGAGACCCUGGGCUACCUCACCGUUGAAGGACAGUGUCAAAGCAGAACACACUUAACAGAAGAGCAACUAUGAUCUUGGAAAUUUCCAGCAUGUGGUACUUGUUGAUGACUGAUGUGGAAUAUUGAAGAGAGAGAGCUGGAAAGUUAGGUUGCUUUUCUUGUUCCUCUCACAUUGUCCAGGCAAGCUGGCAUCAAGAUCAGAGGAGGAGAUUGUGUUAUCAGGAGAAAAUCCCUGGAGCAAGGAACAGCCUUUGUAUAGUUGGAUGACAGCAACUCAAAAGGACAUUUGCUCUCAUUACUCCAGUUCUGGGCUCUGCCAACAGUCUUUCUCUUGACUUUGAUGUGCUCAAAUGAACCCUGCAGGCAAACUGGCACUCUGAUUUGUAAUUCUAUUUAAUGGAAGUUUAGAGCCGCUCGGGCCAUGGUCCUGAUCACUUGCAGGUGAACUGAAUCAGAUCUCUGAUCCUACAGUACUGAAGAUAUUUGUAAGGCUCCACUUAAGAAGCCAGCCGGCCUCUUGCACUUCAUAUCCCUCUGGCCACAGAGCUCUGUACCUACCAUGUAAUUAUCCUGUGUUAAUUGCUUUUGUUGUGUUGGGUCCAUAUUGUGGUCAUUGCCUACAGACAGAAAUGUGAAUUAAAGCAUUUGAUAUGUUGAAGGUGUUUGCUUGUUUCUUAAUAAAAUUAAAAAUGCAGCACUUAAAAAAAUAUGAUUCAGUGUUGUUUUGGGACACAACAAUGAGAAAAUAAGUGGCUUUGA